AGCCACUAGAAUGACCAAACAACCACCACAAAUGCAACUGAAGAGCUAAGGUUUCUUGGUUUCUGGGCCCCUUGUCUUGAUGUUACAUACACACUCUGUAAAAUCACCAAAGGGUAGAACAGUUGCAACUUUUGAGCCAAGAUCAUGCACUAGUUCUCAAGCCAAGUUGCUACAAUCUGCAUUAGUUUUGGUUACAACCACCAAUUCAAUCACCUAAGCUUGUAAUUUGUAAGUUAUUUUAUCUGGGUAUUUGUUAUUUCUUCAUUUCAUGGCUUCUUCAAUGCUUAGUGGUACUGAAAAUUUCACACUCAUUAGAGGAAUUACCCCAAAUGGGCUUGGUCUUGUAAGGUCAAAUUUGAAUGGUAAGCCUUUCACUAAGCUUAGUUUCACUUCUAAUGGUAAAAAAAAUCUCACCUUUAGAAGUAAAAGUACAACCUUUGUUCCCAAAUGUAGUGCUUCAUCUGCAAGGCCAUCUUCACAGCCUAGGUUUAUUCAAAACAAGAAAGAGGCCUUUUGGUUUUACAGAUUCUUGUCAAUUGUGUAUGACCAUGUUAUUAAUCCUGGACAUUGGACUGAAGAUAUGAGAGAUGAUGCACUUGAGCCAGCUGAUUUGAAUAAUAGGAAUAUGCUUGUGGUUGAUGUUGGUGGAGGGACAGGGUUCACUACUUUGGGUAUCGUUAAACAUGUGGAUGCCAAGAAUGUUACCAUUCUUGAUCAGUCUCCUCAUCAGCUUGCUAAAGCUAAGGAAAAGGAGCCUCUGAAGGAUUGUAAGAUAAUUGAGGGAGAUGCGGAGAAUCUUCCAUUUAGAACUGAUUAUGCUGAUAGAUAUGUGUCAGCAGGGAGUAUUGAGUAUUGGCCAGAUCCUCAACGUGGCAUCAGGGAAGCAUACAGGGUACUGAAAUUGGGAGGGAAAGCAUGUAUAAUUGGUCCAGUCUACCCUACUUUUUGGUUGUCACGUUUUUUCGCAGAUAUGUGGAUGCUCUUCCCUAAAGAGGAAGAGUACAUUGAGUGGUUUGAGAAGGCUGGAUUUAAGAAGGUUGAGCUAAAGAGGAUAGGUCCAAAAUGGUAUCGUGGAGUUCGUAGGCAUGGACUGAUCAUGGGAUGUUCUGUUACAGGUGUUAAGCCUGCGUCAGGAGACUCUCCUCUAGAGCUGCCCCCAAAGGUUGAGGAGGUAGAAAAGAAAGAAAGUCCAUUUGCUUUCUUGACGCGCCUCAUUCUAGGUUCCUUGGCUGGAUUGUACUACGUAUUGGUUCCUAUCUACAUGUGGCUGAAGAAUCUAGUUGUUCCCAAAGGUAUGCCAAUAUGAGUAACAGGUUCCAGAAAUAGAAAUUCGCCAAUGUAUGUACAUUUUAACUGGUCGCUGGAGGUGUUUACAAUAUCACAGAAUUAUGAGGUUCGAGGGAGAGAAAUCAGACUAUUAUGUAUAUUUCAGCUAGAUGCUGGAGCUGUUUACAAAUUUCCAGUUUUUGUUAUUAUAUGUAACUGACUUUAGUUUCGUUUCUAUAUAUAUGAGUGCUUGCAUAUUCAACACCA
This is a messenger RNA of Daucus carota subsp. sativus, 1533 nucleotides long. Its product is annotated as 2-methyl-6-phytyl-1,4-hydroquinone methyltransferase, chloroplastic. The record is from RefSeq and is a predicted model, not a curated record. The transcript has 3 exons. Lineage: Eukaryota; Viridiplantae; Streptophyta; Magnoliopsida; Apiales; Apiaceae. Gene Ontology annotation, biological process: methylation. Gene Ontology annotation, molecular function: 2-methyl-6-phytyl-1,4-benzoquinone methyltransferase activity. Bases 269 to 1306 code for a protein of 345 amino acids.